AUGAACACCCCUCCCAAGCCGGCAGCCACACUCCUCGAAUCCCGCGAGCGUCUCUCUCUGAUCCACGGCGUCAACGUGCGCAACAACGCCCACGCCGUGCUCACCCCGGAAGGCUUCGCAAUGCGCAAGGAGUACCUCGUCAACGCUUACCAGAGCGGCGCGUUCCUCAAGGACCCCGAAAACCGUGGCCAGCCCCCCGCAAACCCCAUGUCCGACCCGGCCGCGAUGGAGGGCAUGAUGGGCAUGAUGAAGGGGAAUAUGAUGAUGAUGAUUCCGCAGACGCUGAUUAUGAGCUGGAUCAAUGCGUUUUUCUCGGGGUUUGUUAUUUUGAAAUUGCCCUUCCCCCUGACCAUCCGCUUCAAGUCCAUGCUCCAAUCUGGCGUUGCUACUCGCGACUUGGAUGUUCAGUGGGUGUCGAGUUUGUCCUGGUACUUUUUGAACUUGAUGGGUCUUCAGCCGAUUUUCGGGUUUAUUCUGGGUGCAGAUAACGCUGCCAACCAAAUGGCCCAACAAAUGGCCAUGGCCAAUCCCGCUGCCGGUGCCAACCCAUUCCAGCCCGGAGCAGACCCGGACAAGUUGUAUCGCAGUGAGGCCGAGAAUUUGGAGGUUAUGGAGUAUUUCAGUCUUCUCGAUGGCAUUGAAGAGCGGAUGUUGCACAACUGGAGGUCUUGA
Talaromyces atroroseus is the source of this 672-nucleotide messenger RNA. RefSeq lists its product as hypothetical. Gene Ontology annotation, cellular component: EMC complex; membrane. Gene Ontology annotation, biological process: protein folding in endoplasmic reticulum. Lineage: Eukaryota; Fungi; Ascomycota; Eurotiomycetes; Eurotiales; Trichocomaceae. Bases 1 to 672 code for a protein of 223 amino acids. The transcript has 3 exons. The record is from RefSeq and is a predicted model, not a curated record.